GAGGCCAAGGGGUGAGAGGGCAGCGGCGGUUGGAGGUUGCGAGGAGGCGGGGCGACCGGGAGAGCGUAGGAGCUUUGGUCCGUUCUCCCUGCUCUCCUUUAUCCUUAGGGGUCGGUAGCUGCGGGGACGGCCCGGUGCCCGGUGUAUGGCCACGGAGUUACGGUGUCCGGACUCCAUGCCCUGUCACAACCAGCAAGUAAACUGUGCCUCGACCCAAAACCCCGAGCAGCAGCAACCUGACGAACUGAUCCCGGACCAUGCCGGGGGAAACAGUGACUCCGCGGCCAAGCUGACUCUCCUCAGGGGGAGAGUAAGGUCUUCUAGCGUACCGGCUGAGCGGGACCUUCAGGCCGGCGGCGACGCCACUCUCAACUCAGAGAGCAACGGUGGCACUGGCAACUCUGACGCGCCAGCCAGCGACUCCCUCCUAGGGGACUGCGAACUCUCCCGGCAGAUCGGGGCGCAGCUUAAGCUCCUGCCAAUGAAUGAUCAGAUCCGGGAGCUGCAGACCAUCAUCCGGGAUAAGACAGCCAGUAGAGGGGACUUCAUGUUUUCUGCGGAUCGUUUGAUCCGACUUGUUGUGGAAGAGGGAUUGAAUCAGCUACCAUAUAAAGAAUGCAUGGUGACCACUCCAACAGGGUACAAGUAUGAAGGAGUGAAAUUUGAGAAGGGAAACUGUGGGGUCAGCAUAAUGAGAAGUGGUGAGGCAAUGGAACAAGGUUUACGAGACUGCUGUCGAUCCAUACGAAUUGGAAAGAUCCUGAUUCAGAGUGAUGAGGAGACACAAAAAGCCAAAGUAUAUUAUGCCAAGUUCCCCCCAGACAUUUACAGAAGAAAAGUCCUUCUGAUGUAUCCGAUUCUCAGCACUGGAAAUACUGUAAUUGAAGCUGUAAAGGUUCUCAUAGAACAUGGAGUUCAACCUAGUGUUAUUAUCCUACUCAGUCUGUUUUCCACUCCUCAUGGUGCCAAAUCAAUCAUUCAAGAGUUUCCAGAGAUCACAAUUUUAACUACUGAAGUUCAUCCUGUUGCACCUACACAUUUUGGACAGAAAUACUUUGGAACAGACUAAGUUAUUGAAGGAAAAUUAUUCUAUUGUGUAAUAUUACAGUUAUGAGUUUCUACCUGUUUGACUAAUUCACUUGAGGAAUGACAUAGAAAAUUGUGUUAAAGAUACUUUGUAAUUUUUGGAAGUGGGUAUAUUAAAAGGAAAUACUUGAGGUUUAUUUUUUAUUUAGUUAUUUCUUGACCAUUGGCACCAAAUUCAGCAAUGAAGCACACACAACUCUUCAAAAAUAUUUUAAUAAUGUUCUUAUGCAAAUUGCUGAUCCAUCAGUGCAUUGAAACUGUUCCCUAAUUUAUGAACCUCAGUUUAGAGGUUGCUUGCAGCCACAAAUAAAACCCAAAUGGGAGUCAGUUCAUUGGCCCACUCUAGUUUGCAUUUUGUUUAGUUUGCUUUUAGUUCUAGGGAGAUUUCAUGUAUGUGGCUGUUGUCACCUUCCUCUACUCUUUACUUCCUAGUACAAUACACACCGGUAACUUGGAGAGGAUGAAAAAAGAAUGCCUCAUAGAAUUUUACGUUUCCAUUAAUGUCCUCACUCAGUUGGCAGAUCCAGAGUAUACAGUUAGCUCUUCGUUCAAGCCAUUAUGUUCUUCAUGGCUCACUUCCUACCCUGUGCAUUGUUGGUAGGUGCCUUGUCAAGUGUAAUGCAGUGAAGACGAUGGUGGGGCAUUUCCAGCAACUGGAACUGUAACAUUAAUUUGCUUAGAUUGAACCAGGGAUGUCUGGAUGCUGACAAGGGAGGGCUAAAUACUGUUAAUGCCAUCAAUGCCCUAGAAAUGAAUUGGUGGUGAUUUUUCUGAGGUAUGGGGGAAAGGAUGGUUUCUUUCUGGGCGUAUGGCCAAUAAGUAAAUUAAAAUGCUUCGUUUUUAAUUUGGAUGUUUCUAAUAGAGGCUUUUGAUUUGGAACUUAGUUCCUUUGCAUGUUUGUCAAUUGUAGAUGUAUUAAAAUGGGACAAAAUAUCAUGAUAUUAAAAAAAUCCCUAAGAUUUAUAUGUGUUCAUAUUUAGGCUUCUGAAAGGAAGAUAAAUCAUUUUAGGAAAGGAUGUUCGUGUUCUGAAACUUGCUUGUAAAACCCUGAUCUCAUUUUACAUUGAUAUUAAAACAUUUUAACAAUG
Molecule: messenger RNA, 2174 nt
Organism: Balaenoptera acutorostrata (minke whale)
Lineage: Eukaryota; Metazoa; Chordata; Mammalia; Artiodactyla; Balaenopteridae
Gene: UPRT
Product: uracil phosphoribosyltransferase homolog
Exons: 7
Coding region: 146-1069 (307 amino acids)
Source: RefSeq, a predicted model, not a curated record